Aphidius gifuensis is the source of this 6505-nucleotide messenger RNA. It is a transcript of the gene Jarid2, whose product is annotated as protein Jumonji. The record is from RefSeq and is a predicted model, not a curated record. Gene Ontology annotation, molecular function: histone demethylase activity; DNA binding. Gene Ontology annotation, biological process: chromatin remodeling. Gene Ontology annotation, cellular component: nucleus. The transcript has 6 exons. Lineage: Eukaryota; Metazoa; Arthropoda; Insecta; Hymenoptera; Braconidae. Bases 507 to 6482 code for a protein of 1991 amino acids.
AAGUGCAUGGGAUGCAGUAUUGCAGUGUGUGAAAAUUGUGUGAAUAAGUUGUCAUAUAAAUGCAUUUAUUAUUUCAAAUAAUUUAAAUAAUAUUAAAUCUAAUUAAUACAAUAAUAAUUUUAACAAAUUAUAAUAACUUUUAUUUUUAUUAUUGACUAAAUUUUUUUACAAUAAUAAAAAUAAGUGAAUUAGUCAUAUUGUUUUUUUUUUUUUUUUCUCCAGCAAGUAUAUGCAUAAUUUUUUUUUUUAUUCAAUAAAAAUAUAUACACAAAAAAGUGGAUUAGAAAUUGAAGGGGAAUAUCGCUCCAGGAGGGAGAAAAAAUUAAUUAUGGUUAUGGAUUAAGGAGAAUAGUUGUUUUUAGAUUUUUGACAAUAUAAAAAUAUAAACAAUGUCAUGUAGUUGUUUUGAUAAACAUUAUUCUUAUAAUUAAUAUAAAUUGUUAAUUAUUUGAAAAAAAAAUAAAAUUGAUAAUAAUAGAUAUUGUUAAUUGAGUAAGAUUUAAAAAAUGGUACUUGGAAGAAAUGAUAAGAGAAAAAAAAAAGAAGGUGAUUUGGUUGAUCUCAUGGAUCCACUUUCUGAAGCUCCAAAAAGAGCUAAAGUACAUGCACAAAGAAAAUUUGCACAAGGUGCUGCAACUGUUUUUAAUUCAGUUCAAACUGUUAUCAAGGAAAAAGAAAAAACUAAACCAUCAAAAGUCACAGAAUUGAUAACAGACAAGCGUCCAAAUACUGAAGAUUUUUUGACUUUUCUAUGUUUUCGUGGAACAUCAAUAUUACCACCAAGUUUAAAUUUCUUUGGUAUUGGAACAAAAAAAGAAAAAAUUGAAGCAAAAUUAUUAGCUAAAAAAAAAGUAAAUAAUACAAAUUCACAAUCAACAAUUUCAACAACAACAACAACAACAGCUCAAUCAAAGACAGAUAUAAAUCAUAAUACAGGAGCUAAAAUAAAAACAACAGAUAAUUUGAAAAAAAAAUUAUCAACAGCUCAAAAUGUUGGAAAAAAUAUAAAUAAAUAUAAAACAACAACAUCAACAGUACAAGCAUUGAAAAAAAAAUAUCAAGAACAACGUUUAGCUAAACAAAGAAUUGAAAAAAAAUUAAAAGUAUCAUGUGUUAUGAAAACACGUUCAUCAACAACAUCACGUGCAAUUGUUAAUAAAAAUAUAACAAAAAAUAAUAAUAAAUUAGCAAAUAUAAUUGAUAAUAAUAAAAAACAUUGUUUACGUAGUAAUAGUGUUGUUGAUAAACGUAAAACAACAUUACCAAAGAAUAAUAAUAAUAAUAAUAAAUUAUUAAAAAAAGAAAAGAAAAAAACAAUUGAUAAUGAUAAAAAUAAUGAAUUAUCUGAAGAAUUAUCAGAUUCAUCAUUUUCAUCUGAAGAUAGUAAUAAAUCAUCAUCAAGUAUUAAACAAAAAAAUAAUAAAACAAAUAAUAAAAAAAAUAUUAUAACACGAAGUAAUAAUAAAAUUGAACAAAGAAGAGUUACCAGAUCAAGAAGUGAUGUUACUGUACCAAUUGUAAAACCAACACAAAGACCAUCAAGAAAAACAAAAGAAGCAGCAGCUUCGUUAUUGGAAAUAAUUAGUAAAAAAUUAACAAGUCCAGAUAUUGAUAGUGAUGAUGAUGAUGAUGAUAAUAAUUCAUUAGAUAGUUAUCCAGAACUUAUACGUAAAACAAUUGAUAAUGAUAAUAAAUCUAAAAUAAAAGGUAAAUUAAAUAAAGAAAAAAAUUUAAAGACUGAAAUUAAUAAAGUUGAUAAAUUAAAAAAUAAUAAAACAGUGACGAAAAUUAAAAAAUCAAUAAAAGUUCGAAAGUAUAUUGAAAGUGAUGAUAAUGAUGAAGAUGAUGAUGGUGAUGAAGAUGAAGAAGAGGAAGACGAGAAUGAAGAAGAUAGUAACAAUGAUGAUGAUGAUGAUAAAGAUGAAGAUGAUGAGGACGAUGAUGAUAGUAAUGAAUCAUCAGCUUCAGAAAAAGAUAAUAAUAAAAAAUCAAAACCAGUUACAAGAAAAAGUAGCAAUCAAUCAUCUAGCAAUGUUAAAGCAAUAUCAAGUGAUCGUAGUCUUCGUUCAUCAUCUAGAAAUUUACCCAAACAACAACAAAAACAAGAAACACCAAUUAAAUUACAACGUGAUAAUAAAAAAUCUAAUGAACUAAAACGAAAAUCACCAAAAUUAUCAACACAAGAUGAUACAAAAAAUAAAGAUAAUAAUAAAAAAUUAACAAAAAAUAUUAUCGUAGAAAAUUUACAAGAUUCUGAUGAUGAACCAUUGAUUAAAUUAAAAAAAAGAAUUGAAAUGAUUGAUAAUAUUAAAAAUGAUUCAUCAAAAGAUAAUAAAGAAAAAAUUACAUUUGAUAAUAAAAAAGAUGAUGAAAUAAUAAAAUUAUCAGAUGAUGAUGAAGAAUCAUUUCAUGGUUUUAAUAAAAAAACAAUAACAAAAUUAUUAAAUCCAUGUACAAGUAGCUCAAUUGCAAAUGAAGAAACAUGUAAAAUAAAAAAUUCAAUGGAGACAUUGAUAAACAAAAUUGAAAAUAUAAAUCAUACUGAUAAUUAUAAAAAUUUAAAUACAAAUAAAUCAUGUGAAAUAUCAAAUUUAGAUACAACAACAAAUAAUAUUAUUUUACCAAUGGUAUCAUCAUCAUCACCACCGCUACUGCCACCACCACCAAAUACAACAGAAAUAGAUAAAAAAUGUUCUCAUACAGUACAUGAUACAUCAACUGGAAUAAUUGAUAUACCAUUAUCAACAUCACUUGGACGAAAAGAACGUGUUAAUAUGUCAACUGAACAAAUUGAAAAAUGGCUUAAUGAAAGUUCAAUGGCUAAAGAAGAGAGUAAAGCUGAAAUGGAAACAGUUACAAAUUUUUCAUAUGAAGUUGAACCUGAAAAAAUUAAUAAAUCAGAUAUUAGUCAUUUAUCAAUAUCAACAAGAAUACAACAUUUAGUUAGACCAGUUAAUGUUGCUAUUGCUAAAAUGGCUGAAAAACCUUUAACUAAUAAAAAUCAAAUGAAAUCACCAUCAUCAAUAUUUAGUACUGGUAUUGCACUUGCAAAACCAAUAAAUAUACCAACAAAUCGUAAUAAAAUAAAUGCUGAUAUUAAAGAAAUAAUUAAAUGUAGAAAUGCUAAAAAUAAUAAUAACAAUAAUAUUAAUAUUAAUCAUUCAAAUAAUAAUAAAGAUACAACAAAUAUUAAUGAGGAUAGUGAUAUUAGUUCAAGAAGAUCAGAUGGUAAUGUAUCAAUUGAUUAUUAUUCACCAGAUAAAAAAAAUACAUCAACAACAACAACAUCAACACCAACAGCAACACCAACACCACCAAUAACAACAGCAACAUCAACAACAGAUAAAAAAUCAACAACACAAUCACAAAAAAAAACAUUUUUACCAAAAGUUAAAGAACGUAAAUCAGCAAUACCAAGUGUUAAUGCAUUUUCACCAGAAAAUGAAAGAAGUGUUUAUGCAUUUGAAAGUGAUACUGAAACACCAGUUAAUACACCAUUUAGAAGAAAAUUACGUGAUUCAAAAUCUGGUACAUCAUCUGAUAUUGCUGAGAGUGAUGAUGGUAUUGUUAAAACACCAACAAAAAUAUCAGAUAAAUAUGAUUUAUUAUCAACGACAAAAUCAACAACAAAAAGUAUUGCAACAACAUGUAAUGAAGAUGAUUCAUUUAUAGAAACACCAAGUACAUCAACUGAUACACCAAUACAAACAAAUAUAAAAUUAAAAAAUACAAAUGAAUUUGAUAAUUUAUCAAAUUCACAAGUAUUACCAAUUGGUAAACAUCAAAAUGUAUGGAAUAGUUUAAAUUGUAGUACAUCAAUUGCUGUACAAGUUAAUUUUGAUGAACAAGGACAAAGUACAACACAAGAUAAUGAUAAUAAUCAUAAUGAUGAUAUUAAUAAUGGACAAAAAUGUACUGAAAUAUCAACACAAACAGAAUGUACAGCUGUUGAUAAUGAAGAUGAUAAUUCAUCACAAGUUUUUUAUAUUCCAUUACAAGCUGUAUCAAGAAAUGGACCAAAUACAUGUGUUGCUGUUAAACUUGGUACUGAAGGACCAAAUGGACCAAAUCAACGGGUUUUAUUACGUGCACAAUUAGUUACAAAACCACCAGUUGCUGUUGCAAGAUGUCCACCAAUUGGAACUGUUCAACCAACAACAAGAACACCAGCAUCAUUAGCAAAUGAUUCAAUACCUUCAACAUCAUCAUCAUCAUUACCAGCAGAAACAGUAGGAGGUGUAACAACAGCUGCAACUGCAUCAUCAUCAACAACAACACCAACACCACCAACAACAACAUCGUCAUCAUCAUCAUCUCCAAUUGUAUUACCAAUUAUAAAAGAAACUGAAAAAUUAUCAUCAAGUGAAAGUAAUAGCAAGGUAUUAAUAAAUGAAAAAAUAACAAAAUCAUUAAAAGCAUCACGUGAAAGAAAAGCAUCAAGUGAUUCAUCAACAACAAAAUUAAGUAGUAAUAAAAAAGGUGGUGGUAAAAAAAAGCUAUCAUCAGAUAUAAAAUUUGAUGGAACAACAUUUCCAAGUAUGGAUUUAAAUAAAGGUGAAUCAGCACGUCUUGUUGAUGCACCAACAUUUCAUCCAUCUGAAAAAGAUUUUCAAGAUCCAUUUGAAUAUAUUGAUAAAAUUCGUCCAAUUGCUGAAAAAUUUGGUAUAUGUCGUGUUGUACCACCAUCAAAUUUUAAACCAGAUUGUAAAGUAUCAGAUGACAUGCGUUUUACAGCAUAUAAUCAAUAUGUACAUCGUAUGAUGCAUAGAUGGGGUCCAAAUGUUAAACAAUUAAUGGCUAUUAAAAAAAAUUUAGCAAGUCAACAUUUUAUUGUUAAAAAAUUACCCUGGAUUGGUGGAAUGGAAGUUGAUUUACCACAUCUUUAUGAAACUGUACAAAAUCUUGGUGGUUUAGGUGAAAUAAUUGAUAAAAAAAAAUGGCAAAAAGUUGCUGAUGGUAUGAAAAUUCCAAAAUCAGCACAAGAUCGUGCAAGUAAACUUGAUGAUAUUUAUUGUAGAUAUCUUUUGCCAUUUGAUACAUUAUCAGCAAAAGAAAAAGAAAAAUUAUUUGAUGAUGUUGAUAAAGAAUGGAAAAAACGUGAAGCAAAAGCAUUACGUAGAUUAAAUAAAUCAUCAUCAUCAUCAGCAUCAUCUUCAUCAUCUUCAUCAGAUGAUGAUAAUGAUAAUGAUGAUGAAGAGAGUGAUGAUAGUGCUGAUGAAUGUAUUGUUAAAGGUAGAAAUAUGCCAUUAAAUGCAUUUUAUAGAAUUGCUAGAAAUACACAAAGAAUGUGGUUUGGUGAUAAUCAACGUGGUGGUGGUGGUAGUGGUAAUGGUAGUGGUAGUGGAAAUGGUAAUGGUAAUAGUGAAAUUGAAGGUGCAUCAGCAGUUAAUGUUGAAAAUGAUUUUUGGAAACAUGUUGUUGAACGUAAACGUCAUGUUUGUGUACAUGCUGCAAGUAUUGAUUCAAGUGGACGUGGUUUUGGUUUUUCAGUUGCUAAAAAAAGUCCAUUUGCACGUCAUCCAUGGAAUCUUAAAGUAUUAACAAAUAAUAGUGGUUCAAUAUUACGUGCACUUGGUCCAUUAAUGGGUGUUACAAUACCAACAUUACAUGUUGGUAUGUUAUUUAGUGCAUGCUGUUGGUAUCGUGAUCCACAUGGUUUACCAUGGAUUGAAUAUCUUCAUACUGGUGCUAAAAAAAUAUGGUAUGGUAUACCAAAUGAACAUAAUGAUAAUUUUCGUAUUGCAUUAUCAAAAAUGGUACCACGUUAUUGUAAAAAUAAAAAAAUAUGGUUACCAUCUGACACGGCAAUGGUACCACCAGAGACACUUGUUUCAAAUGGUGUAUCACUUUGUCAAACUGUACAAGAACCUGGACAAUUUAUUAUUGUUUUUCCAAAAGCUUUUACAUCAAGUAUUUGUACGGGAUAUGUUGUAUCUGAAAGUGUUUAUUUUGCACAACCAACUUGGCUUGAAAAUGCUGAACAAAUAUUUAAAGAUCUUCAAGAUAGCUGUGAACCUUCAAUGUUUUCAUUUGAACGAUUGCUAUUUAGCAUAAUUAAUGACACAAGAUCUAAUGUUGAUGUUUUAAAACAGAUUUUACCAACUGUGACGAAAAUUCGUGAAAGAGAAUUAAACUAUCGACAACAAUUAGAUUAUUAUGGUUUAACGAGUAAAGAAAAAUUACCAUUACCAGAUAGUGGAAAGAAAAAAAAAGGACAAAAAGUUAAAGAUGGACAAAGUGAAUUUGAAUGUGAAACAUGUCGAAUGGAUCUUUUUGUAUCACAUGUUUGUAAUUCACAAGAUGACAGUACGUACUGUCUACCUCAUGCAUUACAACUUAUUUCUAAAAAGAAACAAGUACUCAAACAUUGUACACUUAAAUUUUCAUAUAGCGAGGAGGAACUUGAUGACUUGAUACACAAGCUAGAGGAUAGAAUCGAAGCCAAACUCAAGAAGACUAAUCAAAACAGGCAAAUAAAAUAAGACUGGAAUUAAGUUUUAUUUAU